AUGUUGGGACCAGAAGAUGCCAGGGAUCUGUCCUGUCAAUCAGCUUUCGCCCUUGAUAAGCUGGAUCCUGAGCUUCUGGAACAGCUCGAACAGAAACUGAGCAUAACAAAUUGCCCUGAUCUAGUUGAACUGCCUGAGGUCAUAGGUGGAUUAGGAAGAUUAGAGGUCCUAAGGUUACUCUCUUGUUCAAGUUUGGAAGGCCUUCCGGAUUCCUCAUGUGAACUUGGAAGCCUCAGAUUCUUGGAUCUGUCUCAUUGCUCGAGCAUUGAGAGCUUGCCAGACAACAUUGGCCAGUUGCAGCAUUUGAAAAGAAUUGAUAUGAGAUGGUGCUUAGGGCUGACGGAACUGCCUACAUCAGUGUCACAGUUGAAAGGUUUUAGAGCAGUUGUUUGUGAUGAGGAGGCCUUUUGA
This is a messenger RNA of Nymphaea colorata (pocket water lily), 411 nucleotides long. Its product is annotated as probable disease resistance protein At5g66900. The transcript is spliced from 2 exons. Gene Ontology annotation, molecular function: protein binding. The coding region runs from base 1 to 411 and encodes 136 amino acids. NCBI's taxonomy places the organism in Eukaryota, Viridiplantae, Streptophyta, Magnoliopsida, Nymphaeales, Nymphaeaceae. The record is from RefSeq and is a predicted model, not a curated record. Gene Ontology annotation, biological process: defense response to fungus.